Tetranychus urticae (two-spotted spider mite) is the source of this 3716-nucleotide messenger RNA. RefSeq lists its product as uncharacterized. Gene Ontology annotation, biological process: regulation of transcription by RNA polymerase II. The record is from RefSeq and is a predicted model, not a curated record. Gene Ontology annotation, molecular function: RNA polymerase II cis-regulatory region sequence-specific DNA binding; DNA-binding transcription factor activity, RNA polymerase II-specific. NCBI's taxonomy places the organism in Eukaryota, Metazoa, Arthropoda, Arachnida, Trombidiformes, Tetranychidae.
AAAACCUAUCCUGGAUACUUGUGUCAGUGUAUUUAUGUUCAUUUAUAACCAAGAUUACGCUCGUUUCCACCAAGAAAGUGUUACUAAAUUAACCAAAAGUGAUUCAACAGCAACAAAACCAAAAACAAUAGGACAUCUUUCGUCGUCAUUUUACUCUUGGAUUGCAUGAAAAAUUUUACCAAAUACUACACAUGAGUGACAAUUUAUUCCUCCAAUUAAACCAUUAAAUCUGUGAGUGGAUAAAAAUAAACACAAAGAGCUUACAAUUUAUUGUUGCUGAUAAAUCUUGAAACGAUAAAAGCAUAACCAAUUAGAGUUGUACAAUGUUGAUUAUGUUUCCAAAAAUGGUGAAUUGAUUGUGAACCAAGGAAAAGAAGCAAGAAACAAAAAAAAAACGAAGAGAAAAAAAAGUUGCUUCAAAAGCUGAUUCCAAUGUUCAUUGGUCCAAACAGGAUAAAAAAGCGAAUCGAAGGGAAAAGACGAAAACUAACAACGAAAAGUUACAUGAAAAUCUGGACCCAAUAAUUGAACCAAAGGUUGACGACAAUUGGAUCAUUUUAUAUGCAGUCUGGAGCCAUCUUGAUACUUUCCAUCUUGAUCAGGAAUUAAUCAACCUCGGAUUUUUACUUUAAAGUUUAUUGUUGUGUGCAUUUCAAGUGCCAAUAUUUGGAUUUAAGCGCAUUUCCAUUGGAUUUUAAUUGUUGACCGAAAACACCGGAUUAACCAAUCAGUUAACCUGGGUCUUAAAUCAGUUUCAUCGCCCUUUCACCUUUCUCAUCUCAUUGAGAAAUCGACUCCAAAGUUUAUUGUUGUGUGCAUUUCAAGUGCCAAUAUUUGGAUUUAAGCGCAUUUCCAUUUGGAUUUUAAUUGUUGACCGAAAAACCGGAUUAACCAAUCAGUUAACCUGGGUCUUAAAUCAGUUUCAUCGCCCUUUCACCUUUCUCAUCUCAUUGAGAAAUCGACUCCAAAGGAAUCUUCUCAAUCAAAGGUUCCCUCCAUGAUGAAUGAAGAUUACAGGAUGAGUGAUAAGGCUGAUAACGUUCAUAAUGGACACCACAAAGAACCAAUUAAUUAUUGUUCAGAUAAUUCUGAAAUGGAUGAUAUUGAACCAGAAGAUGAUUGUGACUCAAUGGAUUCAGAGAAAUCUCUUAAUUUGACCAUGGGAGACAAUUCAAUGGACACCUCAACACCACCUCCAACAGGUUCAACACUCAUAUCACCCAACUACAAUUACAAUAGAAACAACAAUUGCAACAACAAUUCAAAUGGAACUUUAAACCUGUCUUCACUUCAUUCAGCCAGUCGUGUUAUCCUCAACCCAGUGUCAAGUGUGUUCACUGCAUCACCAACCUCAUCCUCGUCCCCUUCACAUCGACCCUCAACCGCAACAUCAACAACCCCAACCAACAUGAAAUCAUCAUCCCUGUCAACCUCAAUGAACCCAAGCCAGUUACCAAUGUCAUCGCCUACCUCUUCACGAGACUCACAUUCACCGUUAUCUCCACUCGCAAUGUCAUCCUCACCACCACCUACAUCGUCAGCCUCUUCCCUUCACCAUUCACACUCUCAUCACCCUCAUCACCAUCACCAUCAACACAGCCAGCCAGCUCAUCACAAUCAACAUUCAUCCUCUUCACCCUCACCAAGUUUAUCAUCAGCAGCUACAGCAGCAGCCGCAGCAGCCGCAGUGGCAAACAAUUUACACCAAUUAGAACAAUUACAGGGUAUUCCAUUGAAUCUUAAGGGAGGCGGUUCAAGUGGAACUGAUUUAACCACUGGUUCAAGUUUGUCCAGUACAAAUUCAAGAUCAUCUCCAACUGGAACCGAUUUAUCAAUGAAUGGUUUCAAAAGUUUAUCUUCCAACUCCUCAAUGAAUGGAAAUUUAAUCAAUCCAAAUAACCACAAUAGCACCAGUUUAAACAACAAUCGAACCAACAACACCAACAGUAACGCAAAUAAUUUAUCAUUGAAUUUAAGUUCGUGCAACGGUGACAACGACAUUAACAAUGGUUCAUCAAGUCCAAGUGAUCUAUCAACAAGCGGAUCCCUGAAUCGCGGAUUAAACUCAUUAGCACCUAAUUUAUUAUCCUCACCAGCAGCAGUAGCAGCGGCAGCAGCAGUCGCCCGAUCAAAUUUACCAAUCGACAAGUUUGCCCAGUUGAUGGCAGCUCAAGGACAGUUGCUUUUAACGGCAACUUUGGCCCAACAAUUGCAACAAGCAUCAACAGUAAAGCAACAGGCGCCCGUCGCAACAAAUUUAAGCGGAUUUCCGUUGAACGAUAUCCAAACGAUUCAACAACAAUUGCAACAACAACAGCAAAACUUUCAAAACCUUCAACAAUUGUUGCUCCUUCAAUCGACUGGACAAUUGACUCCAAAUUUACAGCAAAUGUUGAUACAAAAUCAGUUUGAACAAACUUUACAAUCAUUAACUGGCCAUGGAAUGUCUUUACCUCAAGUUGCUGUAGCAGCUCAACAAUUGCAGCAACUUCAAGAAUCACUUGGUCUCAAUGGUUCAUCACCAACUUCAUCCUCUUCCUCUUCAUCUACAUCAUCUUCAUCUUCGGUUAAAAUUAAAAUGGAAGAUGCAAAUGAUAACAACAAUUGUUCCAAUUUUAACUCUACCAAUAAUAACAAUAGUAAUAAUAGUAAUAGUAAAAAUAAUAACAACCUAAGUAAUAAUUCCAAUAACAAUAGUUCGAGUAAAUAUCACCAAAGAAAUGGUUCACCUUGCGACAUGAUCACCAAUCAAAAGAAAGUAAUCAAUCUAAUUAAUCAUCAUCAUCAUAGUAUUAAUGGAUUAACCGAUCCAACUUCAUCUGCAUCUUCAGCCUCUUCAUCCUCAUCUUCCAACAACAAUGGCACAUGCAACAACAACACAACAGCCAACAAUAACAAUGUUAAUUCUCAUCAUUCGUCCCAUCAGAUUAACCAUUAUCAUCAUCAACUGUCUUCCGUACGAUCUCGUACAGAAACAAGUCCAGAGGAAAUGACAGAUCUAGAAGAGUUGGAACAAUUUGCAAAAAUGUUUAAACAGCGAAGAAUCAAAUUGGGUUAUACCCAAGGUGACGUUGGUUUGGCAAUGGGUAAACUGUAUGGAAAUGAUUUCAGUCAGACAACAAUAAGUCGCUUCGAGGCUCUUAACCUGAGUUUUAAAAACAUGUGCAAAUUAAAGCCGUUACUGGAAAGAUGGUUGAAAGACGCUGAUGCCUCACUGACCAAUCCUGGAGUCAUGUCAUCGUCCCAGGCUUCAGCUGAUGCCAUUGGAAGAAGGCGCAAGAAGAGGACAAGCAUUGAGACGACAGUACGUGUUGCCCUUGAAAAAGCAUUCAUCUCUAAUCCUAAGCCUACAUCCGAAGAGAUAAGCAUGUUGGCUGAUUCACUUUGCAUGGAAAAGGAAGUGGUUCGAGUUUGGUUCUGUAAUAGAAGGCAAAAGGAGAAGCGAAUCAAUCCACCGCCCAAUUCAUCGGAUAAUCCAGGCAAUGGUUGUCCAUCACCUUCAUCUUAUCCCUCCCCACCUCCUUGUUGAUAAACAAUGUGAACAAACGCAAUGACAAGAGAAUGACAUGAAUCCCAAACGACCCUCUUCGAUUAUAAAUAAAAAUUUAAAUGAUUCCCUUUUCCUUUCUGUGAAAAGGUCAAUCGUAAAACAAUUUAAUGAUAAUUGUUAAUAAUAAUUAAUUGUCAUGACACAGAAUAAAAAAAUCAACCAUCAA